GGCCGGUGGGCGGCACUGUGGCUCCCCAACCCGGGUGCGGGACGAAAGCGCUGGGCGGCGCGGACCGAGGAGGGGCUGCGAGUGAAGCGGUGCGGUGGAGGAGUUAGGGCCGGGUCAGGGGAGGCUGUGACUCCCGACCAAGCCAGUGGAGUAGUGCCAGGCUGAGGCAAGGUGAGGCGCGGGGUGCCUUGGAGAGUCCCCCCUGUGCCCCGAGUGGGGCGGAAGCACGCGGGCUGGCUAGCGGGGAGGGCGGGCGGUGGCACUGCUUCAGGGAAGAGUGCAGACCGCGGGAGGCCGAGCCCGGCGCCGGCACCGGCUGAGAGAUAGGGGCGUCCCCUCCCCGCAGGAGGAGCCUAGGGCUCCUCUACCUUCCCUCCCCCGCGCUUCGGAGUCGCCUUUUCCGCGGGCUGCUGCGGGAGCGGAGGGGCGGCGGUGCUGGGGCCAGAUAAGUGGGAGCGACCGGGCCUCAGCCCCCAGGACGCGCGGGCGGGGGCGGGCCGUGGGUGAGGCGGGGCGGGGGCGCGAGAGGGUGGGGGGGCGGGGUAGCGUGCAGAGCCUAGGAGGGCGGCGACGGUGCAGGCGGCCGGCUGGUGGCCGGGUAGCCUGCCUCCCGUGCGCUUCGCGCCAGCAGCCCACGCCGCAGUGUGUUCUGUGGACGGCACCUUCCCAGACAGCCCGGCAGAACGCAGCUCGGCGCCCCAGCCUUGGACGCGAUGUUCCGCAGGAGCUUUAAUCGCUUUUGUGCUGGAGAAGAGAAACGAGUUGGUACACGCACGGUGUUUGUUGGCAAUCAUCCAAUUUCAGUAGCAGAAGAUUACAUUGCACAAAGGUUUUGUGAUAAUAGGAUAGUCUCAUCUAAGUAUACACUUUGGAAUUUUCUCCCAAAGAAUCUGUUUGAACAGUUUAGAAGAAUUGCAAAUUUUUAUUUUCUCAUAAUUUUCCUUGUACAGGUCACAGUAGAUACACCAACUAGCCCAGUUACCAGUGGACUUCCACUUUUCUUUGUUAUAACUGUUACAGCCAUCAAGCAGGGAUAUGAGGAUUGGCUGAGACACAGAGCUGACAAUGAAGUCAACAAGAGAAAUGUUUACAUUAUUGAAAAUGCAAAGCGAGUUAGAAAAGAGAGUGAAAAGAUCAAGGUCGGUGAUGUAGUAGAAGUACAGGCAGAUGAAACUUUUCCCUGUGAUCUUAUUCUUCUAUCAUCCUGUACUAGUGAUGGAACCUGUUAUGUUACUACAGCCAGUCUUGAUGGGGAAUCCAAUUGCAAGACACAUUAUGCAGUACGUGAUACCAUUGCACUAUGUACAGCUGAAUCCAUUGAUACCCUCCGAGCAGCGAUUGAAUGUGAACAGCCACAACCUGACCUCUACAAGUUUGUUGGGCGAAUCAGUAUCUAUCGUAAUUCUCUUGAGGCUGUUGCAAGGUCUUUGGGACCUGAAAAUCUCUUGUUGAAAGGAGCUACACUGAAAAAUACCGAGAAGAUAUAUGGAGUUGCUGUUUACACUGGGAUGGAAACCAAAAUGGCUUUGAACUACCAAGGGAAAUCUCAAAAACGUUCUGCUGUUGAAAAGUCCAUUAAUCUCUUCUUGAUUGUGUAUUUAUUUAUCUUACUGACCAAAGCUGCAGUAUGCACUAUUCUAAAGUAUAUUUGGCAAAAUACCCCAUACAAUGAUGAACCUUGGUAUAACCAAAAGACCCAGAAAGAGCGGGAUACUUUGAAGGUUUUGAAAAUGUUCACCGACUUCCUAUCAUUUAUGGUUCUGUUCAACUUUAUCAUUCCUGUCUCCAUGUAUGUCACAGUAGAAAUGCAGAAAUUCUUGGGCUCCUUCUUUAUUUCAUGGGAUAAGGACUUUUAUGAUGAAGAAAUUAAUGAAGGAGCCCUGGUUAACACAUCAGACCUUAAUGAAGAACUUGGUCAGGUGGACUAUGUAUUUACAGAUAAAACUGGAACACUCACUGAAAACAGCAUGGAAUUCAUUGAAUGCUGCAUAGAUGGGCACAAGUAUAAAGGUGUAACUCAGGAAACUGAUGGACUCUCUCAAACUGAUGGACCUUUAACAUAUAUUGAUAAAGCAGAUAAGAAUCGAGAAGAGCUCUUUCUGCGUGCCUUGUGUUUAUGCCAUACUGUAGAAAUUAAAGUAAAUGAUGCUGUUGAUGGAGCUACAGAAUCAGCUGAAUUAACCUAUGUGGCCUCUUCACCAGAUGAAAUAGCUUUGGUGAAAGGAGCUAAAAAGUAUGGGUUCACAUUUUUAGGAACUCAGAAUGGCUAUAUCAGAAUAGAGAACCAAAGACAAGAAAUAGAAGAGUAUGAACUUCUUCACACCUUAAACUUUGAUUCUGUCCGCCGUCGUAUGAGUGUUAUUGUGCAGACUAAAGAAGGAGGCAUACUUCUCUUUUGUAAAGGUGCCGACUCAGCAAUUUUCCCCAGGGUGCAUAAUCAUAACAUUGAGUCAACCAAAGCCCAUGUGGAACGAACUUCAAUGGAUGGGUAUCGGACACUUUGUGUAGCCUUCAAAGAAAUUCCUCCAGAUGAUUAUGAAAGAAUUGACAGACAGCUCGUAGAGGCAAAAAUGGCCUUACAACAGAGAGAAGAAAAAUUGGAAACAAUUUUUGAUGAUAUUGAGACAAACAUGAAUUUAAUUGGAGCCACUGCAGUGGAAGACAAGCUACAAGAUCAAGCAGCUGAGACCAUUGAAGCUCUGCAUGCAGCAGGUCUGAAAGUCUGGGUGCUUACUGGGGAUAAGAUGGAGACAGCCAAAUCCACCUGCUAUGCCUGCCGCCUUUUCCAAACCAGCACUGAGCUCUUAGAAUUGACCACAAAAACCAUUGAAGAAAGUGAAAGGAAAGAAGAUCGAUUACAUGAAUUGUUGAUAGAAUACCGUAAGAAGUUGCUGCAUGAAUUUCCUAAAAGUACUAGAAGCCUUAAAAAAGCAUGGACAGAACAACAGGAAUAUGGAUUAAUCAUUGAUGGCUCCACAUUGUCACUCAUAUUAAAUUCUAAUCAUGACUCCAGUUCUAACAAUUACAAAAGCAUUUUCGUACAGAUUUGUAUGAAGUGCACUGCAGUGCUCUGCUGCCGGAUGGCACCAUUGCAGAAAGCACAGAUUGUCAGAAUGGUGAAGAAUUUAAAAGGGAGCCCAAUAACACUGUCGAUAGGUGAUGGUGCCAAUGAUGUUAGUAUGAUCUUGGAAUCCCAUGUGGGAAUAGGUAUUAAAGGCAAAGAAGGUCGCCAAGCAUCCAGAAAUAGCGAUUAUUCUGUUCCAAAGUUUAAACAUUUAAAGAAAUUGCUAUUGGGGCAUGGACAUCUAUAUUAUGUGAGAAUAGCACACCUUGUACAGUAUUUCUUCUAUAAGAACCUUUGUUUCAUUUUGCCACAAUUUUUGUACCAGUUCUUCUGCGGAUUCUCACAACAGCCACUGUAUGAUGCUGCUUACCUUACAAUGUACAAUAUCUGCUUCACAUCCUUGCCCAUCCUAGCCUACAGUCUACUGGAACAGCAUGUCAACAUUGACACUCUGACUUCAGAUCCACGAUUGUAUAUGAAAAUUUCUGGCAAUGCCAUGCUGCAGUGGGGCCCCUUCUUAUAUUGGACAUUUCUGGCUGCAUUUGAAGGGAUAGUAUUCUUCUUCGGGACUUAUUUUCUUUUUCAGAAUUCAUCCCUAGAAGAAAAUGCAAAGGUGUAUGGAAACUGGACUUUUGGAACCAUUGUUUUUACAAUCUUAGUAUUCACUGUAACUCUGAAGCUUGCCUUGGAUACUCGUUUCUGGACAUGGAUAAAUCACUUUGUGAUAUGGGGUUCUUUAGCCUUUUAUGUAUUUUUCUCAUUCUUCUGGGGAGGAAUUAUUUGGCCUUUUCUCAAACAACAGAGAAUGUAUUUUGUAUUUGCUCAAAUGCUGUCUUCUGUAUCCACAUGGUUGGCCAUAGUUCUUCUAAUAUUUAUCAGCCUUUUCCCUGAGAUUCUCCUGAUAGUAUUAAAGAAUGUAAGAAGAAGAAGUGCCAGGAGAAAUCUGAGCUGUAAAAAGGCAUCUGACUCAUUAUCCGCCAGACCUUCAGUCAGACCUCUUCUUUUACGAACAUUCUCAGACGAAUCUAAUAUAUUGUAACAGAAUCAGAAUCUUGAACUGCCUAUGUUAUUGUCCUACAAGCAUAUUGACAGUGGUUACAGCUAGAAAAGAAAGCAUGAAGAAACAACUACAAAAAGUUAAUCAUCUCAGGAUACUCGAUAUGCAACAAACUAAACAACUCUCUUAUGUCUAGGGUUCAGAAUAAAUGUCCAUUAAAAUACCAAAUUGUAAGCAUUUACAGUUAUUGUAAGUAGCCAUUAUGGCCAAAGCUCUAUGUUACAAAUUAUACGAAAGUUGAAAGCAAGAAUAUUUACAAUUAUUGGCUUUAGAUAGAAUAAUAUAAUUACCAAGUGGGUGUUCUUUUAACCCAUGAAUUUUGUGAAUGGAUUUAAAUAGAAUAGUAUAAAAUAGAAGUCAUGCAAUGGGAAUGAAUAGAUUUUGCUAAUAUUUCUUUUUCUGCCUGGUGGAAGAAAUCAGUUCUUUGGAUCACACUUCUUGUUCCUGCUGAAUGAUGAUCUACCUUAAAUUAUUUUUUCAACACAUGAAAGGAAUACUUGAAAGUAUAAGAAGACUAAAUGAUAUCAAUGCAUCAGAUAGAAUAGUUAAUCUUUUCUGUUUACCCACAUGCUAAUUUUGUCUUGAUAGAAUAUCCUUGUCAAGAAAUGAACACUUACGUGGAAAUAGUGUUAGUCCUGGGUGUUUUCCUGAGAAUAAAAAAUUUUGUAUUUAAUUUUAUUUUUGUUCUUCUGAAUAAACCCCACGUAUUGGGUGUUUGGCUACUAGAUUUGAAAAUAAAACAUUUCCAAUCACUUAGUAGCCCCUCAAAAUAGUUCAGAUAUAACAUAUUUUUCCCAUAUUUUAUUAGGAUCUGAGGUAAGGUGGGCCAAACCACAGUUAUAUAAAAGUAAAGGGCAUUCUGAACAUCAGUCUUUUAUGACUUUGUGUAGAGAGGAAAUAAGAAUAGCUUCUUUCAAACUUAAUGGUUUUUAUUUGAAAGAGGCUACACAUAUGCAUAUAUACAGCACUUUUUUUUUAAAUUGCCAGUUUGGGAGGGAAGGAUCCAUCCCAGGAUGGUGUUUCAGCUGGCAAAGCCAUAACUGAACAUAUAUGCUGUCUCUCUUAGCAAACUCGAAUGGGUAAUGGUCUAACACUAAAUUAUGAGAUUCACAUUGGUAAAGUACUCAACUUACUGGGCUAGAAGGAGAUUUUAUCCUGCUAAUGAAUCCACUUAAAACGUAAAAAUUGAAAUAUCUUUAUUACAUGGUAAAAUUAAACAUAUUUGGGGGGAUAUAAAUGACUUCAUUUGACAACUUGAUUAAAAUGGUCUUUUAAAAAGUGUUUUCAUUACCAGUUUCCAUUUUUGGAUGUCUUUUCUGACAUGCCUGUACUAUUAUUAGUGUUAUAUUGUACCAUUUUGGAAAAGUAUUUGAUUCAAUCUGUACCAAUAUAUUUAUAUAGUCCAUAUGGCACAUUUGAUUCUUCUAUGUAUAUUUUGUAUUAAUAUUUAGGUGUAAUUUUUCUUAACUUCUAGAAGGACAUAUUUCACUUAUCAGAACCAUUCUAUCAUUACAUUUCAUUAUUUUCUUUGUUGUCAUCUCUCAGUAUUAUUUUUGAGUAUUUUCUUAGGUGUCAUUCACACCUUACCUGGUAGCCUGUAUUUGAGGUAGUCUGCUGAAGUCAUAUAUUCUUUCCCUAUUCCAAAGAGCCAAAGACUCAGACCCAGGAAAGCUUAGGAUGUUUUUUUUUUUUUUAAGAAGUACUUUUUAAAAAACAUUUUAAAAUUGAUUUUUUUUAGAGAGAGAGAGGAAGGGAAAGGGAGGGAGGGAAAAGAGGAGAGAGAGAGAGAAGAGAAACAUAGAUGUGAGAGCAAGACAUUGAUCCGCUGCCUCCUGCAUGCCCCCUACUGGGGAUCAAACCCAGGCACAGGUCCUGACCGGAAUCAAACCGGCAACCUUAAGGUGCAUGGGACCAUGCCCCCAACUGAGCCAUAUCGCCAGGGCUUGUUUUUAUAGUUGUUGCUGUAUUGUUAUUGUUUUAUGUUAAGAACUAUAGGGACUGUGAAUACAAAUGAGAGAGCCACAAUGGAUAAAGAGUCUUGUUUAAUGCAGAACCAUUGGAGGUAUGACAUAAUCAGAAUAUCCGUGGUAGUGGAAAUAUAACUGGUAGCAUAUAAAAUUUAUUGCAGCCUGGAAGAAACAUGAGUAAGGGGGAUUUAGAAUUAUAUCUCAGCUACAAAUUACACUGCAGUUCAAAUUCACAAAGGCAGUGAUUGUUAAUAUCAUGGUUUAGAAUAGAUCCUUGAGAGGGACCUGACUUUCCUUUUUGAAAGACAUUUUAUUAAUGAGCUAAAAAAUUGGCUAGUGUGGGGUUAACAGAUGGAAUAACUUGAAGUAAGGUAUCCAGUAUGCCCUAUAAUCUAACCACCGUAUUUUGUGACAGGAGAAAAUGUAACGCUAGGAUCAUAUUACAUCAUUUGAAUAAUUUUGAACUAUCAAAAUGUCCUUGUAAUUUCACAACUGUUGUCAAUUGUUUGAGGAUGUUACCUACUAAACUGAAAAAAUAAAUUCAAUACCUACCACAUUUACACCAGCAACAGUAUAAAUGCAAGCAUAAAUUUGCAAAAUUCAUAUUAAUUUAGUGAUGAAAUUUUUAAUAACAUGCAGUAUAUAAAUGUGCAGAUUUUAUGCAAAUAUUGAUAAAAUCAUUUUUCAGCUUGCAAAAUGGGACUGCAGUAUGACAUUUUUCACUUAAGCAAUUUUUUACAUCUACGUUGUUGCUUUCUAUAAUGAAUGUGAAUGCCAUCUUUUAUGAAUGCAACUUUUUCAUUACAGAAAUUUUGUUUGAUCUAAUCAAUAAACUUUGGUUUAAUAUGAUUGA
This is a messenger RNA of Myotis daubentonii (Daubenton's bat), 6941 nucleotides long. RefSeq names its product ATPase phospholipid transporting 11C (ATP11C blood group) (gene ATP11C). NCBI's taxonomy places the organism in Eukaryota, Metazoa, Chordata, Mammalia, Chiroptera, Vespertilionidae. Gene Ontology annotation, cellular component: recycling endosome; plasma membrane; endoplasmic reticulum. Gene Ontology annotation, molecular function: magnesium ion binding; ATP hydrolysis activity; ATP binding. Gene Ontology annotation, biological process: phospholipid translocation. The record is from RefSeq and is a predicted model, not a curated record.